This is a messenger RNA of Malus domestica (apple), 1190 nucleotides long. Its product is annotated as 17.1 kDa class II heat shock protein-like. Gene Ontology annotation, biological process: response to salt stress; response to heat; protein folding. NCBI's taxonomy places the organism in Eukaryota, Viridiplantae, Streptophyta, Magnoliopsida, Rosales, Rosaceae. The record is from RefSeq and is a predicted model, not a curated record.
UACAGAAUACUAUAUCAUCGUUUUCAUUGUCGUGGGUAUGGAAGUGAUGAGCCUGAGGAACUUGGGUUUCGAUCCCAACCUGCUGGAGACCCUGCACGACCUGCUCGACAUCUCCGACGAGCAGAACCAACAAAGCUACCAGGCCCCCUCUCGCCGGUACGUCCGGGAGGCGAAGGCCAUGGCUGCCACACCCGCAGAUGUGAAGGAGACUAAAGAUGCGUACGUUUUCGUGGUGGAUGUUCCAGGGCUGAGGCCGGAUAUGAUUAAUGUGAAGAUUGAGGAGGACAACGUGCUGGUGGUGAGCGGGGAGAGGAAGAAAGAGAAGGAGAGGGAUCAGGGGAUCAAGUACUUGAGGAUGGAGAGGAGGCUCGGGAAGUAUCUCAAGAAGUUUGUGCUGCCGGACAACGCCGAUAUUGAGAGGAUUUCGGCCGAGUGUCAGGAUGGGGUGCUGACUGUGACAGUUGCGAAGAAGCCGCCGCCAGAGCAGAAGAAGCCCAAGACUAUUCAGAUCCAGAUAAGCAGCAACCAAGGCGGCGGCCAGGGAGGCAAAGGUGGUCAAGGCUGGGAAGAAGGUGGCGAAGAGGAACGUGGCAAGCAGGGAGGUGGCCAAGGUUGGGAACAUGGCAGGCAAGGUGGUGGCCAGGGAGGCGAAGGUGGUCAAGGUUGGGAAGAAGGUGGCCAAAAGGAACAUGGUAGGCAAGGCCGUGGGCAAGGUGACCAAGGCGGUGGCCAGGGAGGCAAAGGUGGUCAAGGCUGGGAAGAAGGUGGCCAAGAGGAACGUGGUAGGCAAGGCGGUGAGCAAGGUGGGGAACAUGGCAGGCAAGGUGGGCAGAGCGGUGGGGAGCGUGGUGCCGGUGGGUAUGAAGGACAAGUUGAAGGGCGUGACAAGUAAGCAGAGGUCCGCUCGCUCUAAUGGCAGUGCAUGAUCUGUUUACAUGAGGCUACUAUUGAAUAGCGGUGGCAGUACGUAUAUAUGUGCAUAAAGCAUAUAAGCAUCGUGUUAUUUGGUUUUUUGUGUCUGCUGUAAUUUCUUAUACUUUGGUUAUGUUUUUCUUUUAAUUUGGUCUUUCAUAUAAAAAAAAAAAAAAAAAAGAAUAAGAAGGAAAGGAAGGUUGGUGUUGUCUUUGAUAUAUUAAGGUUAAUAUAUUGUGCUCUUCCUUUUUGGAAAUGUAAAGAACCAUUAUGUGAAA